CCUGGGGGCACCGCGAGGAGGACACCGGCGGAGCCCUGCACUCCGUUGCCCCGCUCACCAGCAGAUCCUUGCCCCCUGGUUCCUUCCCCGACCCUUUAGAGAAGGGACCAUGAUUUGGAAACGAAGCGCCGUUCUCCGCUUCUACAGUGUCUGCGGGCUCCUACUACAAGGCAGCCAAGGGCAGUUUCCACUAACACAGAAUGUAACAGUUGUUGAAGGAGGAACUGCAAUUUUGACCUGCAGGGUUGAUCAAAAUGAUAACACCUCCCUCCAGUGGUCAAAUCCAGCUCAACAGACUCUGUACUUUGAUGACAAGAAAGCUUUAAGGGACAAUAGGAUUGAGCUGGUUCGGGCUUCUUGGCAUGAACUGAGUAUCAGCGUCAGUGAUGUGUCUCUCUCCGAUGAAGGACAGUACACCUGUUCUUUAUUUACAAUGCCUGUCAAGACUUCCAAGGCCUAUCUCACUGUUCUGGGUGUUCCUGAAAAGCCUCAAAUUAGCGGAUUUUCAUCACCAGUUAUGGAGGGAGACUUGAUGCAGCUGACUUGUAAAACAUCUGGUAGUAAACCCGCAGCUGAUAUAAGAUGGUUCAAAAAUGACAAAGAGAUUAAAGAUGUAAAAUAUUUAAAAGAAGAGGAUGCAAAUCGCAAGACUUUCACUGUCAGCAGCACACUGGAUUUCCGAGUGGACAGGAGCGACGACGGUGUGGCGGUUAUCUGCAGAGUCGACCAUGAAUCCCUCAAUGCCACUCCUCAGGUAGCGAUGCAGGUGCUAGAAAUACACUAUACACCAUCAGUUAAGAUUAUACCAUCCACUCCUUUUCCACAAGAAGGACAGCCUUUAAUUUUGACUUGUGAAUCCAAAGGAAAACCACUGCCAGAACCUGUUUUGUGGACAAAGGACGGUGGAGAAUUACCAGAUCCUGAUCGGAUGGUUGUGAGUGGUAGAGAGCUAAAUAUUCUUUUCCUGAACAAAACGGAUAACGGUACAUAUCGAUGUGAAGCCACCAACACCAUUGGCCAAAGCAGUGCAGAGUAUGUUCUCAUUGUACAUGAUGUUCCCAACACUUUGCUUCCCACUACUAUCAUCCCCUCCCUUACCACUGCAACAGUCACAACCACUGUAGCCAUAACAACCAGCCCAACCACUUCUGCAACAACCAAGAGCAUAAGAGAUCCCAAUGCUCUGGCUGGCCAGACUGGUCCUGAUCAUGCUCUUAUAGGAGGAAUAGUGGCUGUAGUUGUAUUUGUCACGCUGUGUUCUAUAUUUCUGCUUGGUCGAUAUCUGGCAAGACAUAAAGGAACAUAUUUAACAAAUGAAGCUAAAGGAGCUGAAGAUGCACCAGAUGCUGACACAGCCAUUAUCAACGCUGAAGGCAGCCAAGUCAAUGCUGAAGAGAAAAAAGAGUAUUUCAUUUAAAAUGCAGGCCAAGAUUCUGAGUUUUACUUACCAGGCUGGCUGCUGGAGAAAACUGGCUAUCAUCUUUCAGAAUUCAUUUCUACCAUCUUCGCUACCUUUAUUAACUUCCAUACCGUACUGCUAUCCGUAGCCAGUGCAUACCAGCAAUCAGCUGUCGAAAGCAUCCUUCUUUAAUUACUGUACCAUCCAUAAUGCAGGACAUUUCUUACUGCCUAAAUUCCACACCAUUGCUCUUUUAACAUACAGUGCUUGAAUAUACAGCCUUAACAAUGUUAAUCAUCUCCUUGGGUCAUGAUAUUGAGUUGUUUUUAUACAUUGAAAAAUGUAUGCAGAGAUUUUUGUUUUUUGUUUUAACCCCUCAUUUUUCACCCUCUUUACAUCAUGGACUUAGUCAGUUUGCCAUUGGACAGCUUUCACAAGAAACAGGAUUAGAUGAAGAGCUAAUGUGCUUAAGUUUAAUGAGACACUAGAGGUUUACAGAUAAUAUUUUCUACAUGUCUCUCUUCAAGGACAUGCUUAGAAACAUAUGCCCUAGGAAACCACAAACGGAAAACACUGUAGUGUAGCUCGGGACUGUUUGUGAUAUACUGGUAAAGCUGUAUCAAUUUGCUAUUUAAAAAUAUAGCAUUUGAUACAGGAGCCAUGUGUAUGAAUCGUAAUCAUGUCAUGGUAUCUUAUAUAAUUAUAUAGCUCCCACCAUUAGGUUAUUUUAGCUGUUUACCAAUAAAUUGCUACAAACAUUUUACUGCUUUGGGAAUCACAAAGAUUUCAUUCAUUGCUCUGAUUUGAUUCUGUAAUUUAUUUGCUUCACAAGGACUCACCUUCCUAAACAAAAUUGAAAUAUCCAUAGGGCACAAUUUUGAAACAUUUUAGUAUCUGUAUAUAGUGCAUAUAAUAAAUCCAAUUAAACAUUAUUUGAUACAUAUUUAACUUUUUGGCUGUAGGUAAUUCAAUCAUAAGUAAGCAUUUUCUAAUGUCCAUUAUAUCCCUUUAGAUAUUACUUAAACCAAUAUUACAAGUAGAUAACACGUAUUAGUAUUUUGUCUGUAUGUCCUAGCACUGUUCAACAACCAAUUUUUCUAGUUCUUGUUAAUUUUUAUUUGUUAUACAAUGGAAGCACAAUGUUAUAAGGAAAGGUAAUUUUAAGCUAACAACCAGUGCACAGCCUCAGGUUUUAAAUUACAACCACAAUAGAAUAACCUAAAAAUAAACUCUUAGUUUGCUAAAAUUUUACAAAUUUUAAUUUGGCAGUUCCAGAGCUGCUUGCCUAUGUUGGUUUGCCAAAAAGAAGUGUUUAAGAUAUGUUUUCUGUAUAAAUGAACUAAUUCUUUAUAUUAAAUUCCUGUCUAUGCAUUUUGUGAGGUACAAACUUAUGAAACAAUGAGUGAUAGAGAAUUUCUGCCAUUCUUUUACCUCGAAGGUGAAAGUCUCUUUCUCUGGAUUAUUUCUGAAAUUUUGGUGUAUUUAACCAUUAAGAAAUGCUGUAUUCUUAAAUAUGACACAGAGUUCAUCUAAAGUCAUAUUAUUUCUUCAAGUAAAUAACAAUAUUGUUAGAUUAGUUCUCAUGACAUUUGUUAUAUGCUAAAGAUUAAAAAUCCAGUUAGGUAAAAAUUAUUUUCCCAUUCACAAGCAUUGCACCUUUAAGAAGAAAACAAAUAUGACAAUAUGGAAGCUAUACUUGUGAUGUCAAAGCAUGAUGGCCUAUGGUUUUAAAAAUAUCUUGGAAUUCAUUUGGGGGAAAUGAGAAUGUUCAAGUACGACAUCAAGUGUUAAUAUCAAAUGAAAGACAAGGGUGCUGUAUCUUAGAUUAUUUAUCAGAAAAGUUUAAAUCCUUUAAAGAUGUUAGAAUUUUAAAUUGUUUUUUUAUUGUUGAAGCAUUUAUCUUGUUGAUUUCUUACAAAAGAAAAAGGAUGAUGUCAAGCAGCACUUUUUCAGAAUAUACAGAACAUAAAUAAUAUGAUGUGGUUGAGUGUUAACAUAAUAAAUCAUAUACAGUAUGACAUUUUAAGGAAAUAAGUCUGCAUUGAUGUGAUUGCAUGCUUGUUUUUACAGUUCAAUUCAUACCAUCUGUGGAAAAAUGCAAUAAUAUGUUAAUAUAGUAUGGUAGUUUGAGAGAAUCAGGUAGGUGCUACUAGACACAUUGAAACUAGAAUAGGUUUAUAAACUGUUCAUAUCUUUCAAUGCAUAAUCUUUAGAAAGACUCCACAAAGCAAAAUUCAUCCUAUUAGUAAAAAUGGAAAGGUUCUUAUUACAGAAGUUGUAUAAACUGCAUCAUCAAUUACUAUUUAAAGCCUAAUUUCAGGAUGCACUUACAAAAUUGCUACUCUUCACUGAGGUAUUUACAUCUCUCUUCAUUUCAUCUAUAUUCUACUUUGCUCCAACUGCUAAAUUGUUUCCUAAAUAACUCAAUCAUUAUUUAUAACACUGUAAAAUUAGGGAUCCAAAAUUGGUUACAUUUCAGGAUUGUUGAUUAUUUAACCCUUUGGAGUAAUAUAAAAAAUCAUUAGAAGUCUUAAAAAGAAACUAACUAACUGGUAUAUUAUGAUUUGUGGGUUCUAAUCAAAUAUUUUGCCAGUUCAAUAGA
This is a messenger RNA of Myotis brandtii (Brandt's bat), 4001 nucleotides long. It is a transcript of the gene CADM2, whose product is annotated as cell adhesion molecule 2. The transcript is spliced from 10 exons. The record is from RefSeq and is a predicted model, not a curated record. Lineage: Eukaryota; Metazoa; Chordata; Mammalia; Chiroptera; Vespertilionidae. Bases 110 to 1417 code for a protein of 435 amino acids.